UUACCUGAUGACUUUCAAGACUGGUACGAGGAGACAUAUGGGGAGCCUGCAAGUGCAGAUGUCCUUCGCUUUUGCAGACGUGAGCUGUAUCAUGUGAUCUGGCUACUUCAGCUGGAUCCUGAGUUCAUGCAUGCCUAUGAACAUGGAAUUCUUCUUCGUUGUGGAGAUGGAGUCCUUCGUCGACUAUUUCCGAGGUUCUUUACAUAUUCUGCAGAUUAUCCUGAGAAGAUACUUCUCGCAUGCAUCCGCUAUCUUGCACGAUGCCCGUGCCCACGCUGUCUCAUCAAGAAGGCUGACAUUCCAGAUAUGGGUUCACAUAUGGACAUGCUCUGA
Messenger RNA from Laetiporus sulphureus 93-53, 333 nucleotides. RefSeq lists its product as uncharacterized. NCBI's taxonomy places the organism in Eukaryota, Fungi, Basidiomycota, Agaricomycetes, Polyporales, Laetiporaceae. The annotation marks the transcript as partial. The record is from RefSeq and is a predicted model, not a curated record. The transcript is spliced from 2 exons.